Mangifera indica (mango) is the source of this 1249-nucleotide messenger RNA. RefSeq lists its product as uncharacterized. Bases 443 to 757 code for a protein of 104 amino acids. The transcript is spliced from 3 exons. The record is from RefSeq and is a predicted model, not a curated record. NCBI's taxonomy places the organism in Eukaryota, Viridiplantae, Streptophyta, Magnoliopsida, Sapindales, Anacardiaceae.
UUUAUAUAGGAAAAUAGUUAUACAUUAAUCUGUAUGCUUAACUUAGUUGCACUAUUUAGCAUUAGCAGAAUCGAGGAUAUUGAGCCCCAGGUUUUCAAUUGAUUCUGUGUCUUGAUGUUCAGUGUGGAUUUUUGCUAGGAGCAUAAUAUUUCCAGAACACUAUAGUUCUUGAAUAUGAUAGAAUUGACCAACUUGCUCAUUAACUGCUCUAUGCAUUGGCUUCCUCUAACUGCUGCACAUGCAGUAGUUAUAUCUGGCCACUUCUGGCUCUUUCUUUCGCUCCCUUAGUCUCGGCUGAUGUAUUUUCUGUUUUGUGGUACUGUAUUAAUAGAGUCCAUACUUCAUAAAAUGCAAUGCUUUUGCAUAUACUAACUAUUUCUUUAUCUUCCAGAAGCCUGUUAAGUUAGACAUCUGAUAGGCCUUCUCUCAAAGUAUACACGAGAUGGAAAGGAAUAUGUGCAGACGAGAUUGUUUUGGAAGAGCUUUACUGAAAUAUGCGAUUGGCCAUUCUUUUUGCAUAAGAACAGCGACUAAUCGUGCACCUGAAGCAUCGGUUUCCAAUAUAAAUGUCUUAGUGAAAUCCGGGAGAGCCAGCACUGGUGCUGAAGUCAUUGCUUGUUACAAAUUCUCAAAAGCUAGAUGUGUCUCAUCAUCCCAUUCAAAGGAGUCUUUCUUAAGCAGCCUGAAAUCUUCCUUCAUCCUCUUCAAUCUUCUUGCUCAAUUGACUGAAAUAGUUCAUUGCUUGGUGGUAAGAUGAUGCUUGGAACAGGCAGCUUCUGUUGCAAAGACUUUUCUCACAUCAGAUGCAGUGGUUGUUGACAUCAAGGAACGUGAAGCUGUAGCUGCAGGAAAUCCCAUGGACAACUUGGGUUUUUGCCAUCAUCUCUACAACAUCAUAAUUCUAUUUUGACUCAAAUCAUUAAAUCUCAUUACAGUUGAUUGAUUAAUCUCAUUCUGUUGCAUGUAAUCAGGAUCCGAAUAUUGAUCAUAACAAGGCAAACGUGGCGUUCAAGUUUGUUUAAUAGUCAACAUCACUUAUCAGACAAGAUAUUGCAAAAGAUGAACUUCAAGUCAUUGCACCUUCAUAUCUCUGCAGUAUAAUGAGUUAGCAACUAGCUGAUUUUUUUUUUUCUUAUUUUUCCAAUCAAAUUGUCACAACUAGGGGUGGUAGGCAUGAGGAUUGUAUCAGCAACUUGUUUCAAACAUUAGAGUAUCAAUUAAGAUAAUCUAUAGAAAAUUAUUACUGGGA